This is a messenger RNA of Dipodomys ordii (Ord's kangaroo rat), 1275 nucleotides long. RefSeq names its product glycosyltransferase 8 domain containing 2 (gene Glt8d2). The coding region runs from base 115 to 1164 and encodes 349 amino acids. Gene Ontology annotation, cellular component: Golgi apparatus. Gene Ontology annotation, molecular function: glycosyltransferase activity. The transcript is spliced from 10 exons. The record is from RefSeq and is a predicted model, not a curated record. NCBI's taxonomy places the organism in Eukaryota, Metazoa, Chordata, Mammalia, Rodentia, Heteromyidae.
AUCUUAGAAGUCUCAAAAGCAGCACUCUGAAGGGCAGCACUACUUCAGAACCAAGGAGCCUAAAGUCCUAUUCUACCCGUCCAUCAGGUCCCAGUUCUUACUACGUGGGUGCACAUGGCUCUGUUACGAAAAGUUAAUCAAGUGCUGCUUCUCCUUCUGAUUGGGACCCUCUGUGGGAUCGUGUACAAGAAAAUUCGUAAAGGAGCUGUGCUCAGGAGGGAAACAGAUGCUGCUGCCAUGACUCCAGAGGAUGGGGAAGAGGAGAUCCCGGUGGUGAUUUGUGCGGCUGCAGGGCGCAUGGGCGCAGCCAUGGCUGCCAUCAACAGCAUCUACAGCAACACUGAUGCCAACAUCAUCUUUUACGUGGUUGGGCUACGCAACACCCUGCCUCGAAUUCGAAAAUGGAUUGAACAUUCUAAACUGAGAGAAAUAAAUUUUAAAAUCGUGGAAUUCAACCCUGUGGUCCUCAAAGGCAAGAUUCGACCUGAUGCUUCAAGGCCAGAGUUGUUGCAGCCUCUAAACUUUGUUCGAUUUUAUCUCCCUCUGCUUAUACACCAACAUGAGAAAGUCAUCUAUUUGGACGAUGAUGUAAUUGUACAAGGUGAUAUCCAGGAACUAUAUGAUACCACCUUGGCUGUAGGACAUGCAGCAGCUUUCUCAGAUGACUGCGACUUUCCACCUGCUCAGGACAUCGACAAACUUGUGGGGCUGCAGAACACAUACAUGGGGUAUCUGGACUACCGGAAGAAGACCAUCAAGGACCUUGGCAUCAGCCCCAGUACCUGCUCUUUCAAUCCUGGUGUGAUUGUUGCCAAUAUGACUGAGUGGAAACACCAGCACAUCACCAAACAGUUGGAGAAAUGGAUGCAAAAAAAUGUGGAGGAAAAUCUCUACAGCAGCUCCCUGGGAGGAGGGGUGGCCACCUCACCCAUGCUCAUCGUAUUCCAUGGGAAACACUCCACCAUCAACCCUCUGUGGCACAUUCGGCACCUGGGCUGGAAUCCCGAUGCCAGAUAUUCAGAGCACUUUCUGCAGGAAGCUAAGUUACUCCACUGGAAUGGAAGACAUAAGCCAUGGGACUUUCUUAGUGUCCACAACAACUUAUGGGAAAGCUGGUUUGUUCCUGAUCCUUCAGGAAUAUUUAAACUCCAUCACAAUAGCUGAUAUAGCCCAACAUUUAAAAUAUUCCUGGUAUAAAAAUGUAGAAAUUUUGUAGCCUACUACAUUGCUCCUUAUGAACAGUACCUUUGAUAGCUGUGACCCACAAUGUAAGAA